AUGUUGCAGCUCGGGAAGCUGCUGGUCUCCGGGGACUGUCACUACCCACCAACGAGGGAGCCUGGCGGAGGGGCUGCCCAGUUGGAACCUGGCAGCUGCCAGAUUCUCCUGCUUCCCCCUUCCCUUGUGGGCACUGACCGAGAUUUUGGGGUUUUCCCCCCCAUUUCCCCACGUGCUCUUCUUCCAGACGCUGCUGGGGCACAGGAAAGCUGUACCGGUGAGUGGUCCCCCCUCCCUGCCCUUGCCCCCAGUGCCCGCCCAGUGCCACGGCACCCAGUGGUCACCCUGCUCCCCUCCUGCCCAGCCCUGAGGCGGGGUGACAGGCACCACUGGUGCUGUGACAUGAUGGUGGAGUCAGAGGAGCAAGGCAACGGGACCCUCAGCCUCGACUUGCCCCGGCGCUGCCCGGAGCUGGGGCAAUCCGGCAGCCCCGCUUGCGCCUGCCUGCGGGAGCGCUGGCUCAGGCUGGUGCAGGCGGUGGGGCCGGCACUGCGCAGCGGGCUGGCCGGGCUGAAGGUGCUGCUCCUGAAUGUCAGCAGGGCUGUCACCCGUGAUGUCCUCAUCAGCUUUUCCCCCACAGAGGGCCCCAGGGUGUCGAACAUGACUGAGCAUGGGAAGGCAGGCAAAAUCCAGCUCCCCAUGGAGAUAUUCUGGUCCCUGAGCAGCCAGACAGUGCACGUGGUGCGCAGCUCAGGCAGCAUUGCCCCCACGCAGGAGGUCAAUCAGACAGGGCAGGUCCUGGACCACACUGUGGUGGGCAUCACUGUGGGAGAAACAAGCAUCUUUGGGCUGCAGGACCCUGUGCAGCUCACCUUCGCCCAUGAGGAGCUGCCCCACGCUGUCACCCCGCAAUGUGUCUUCUGGGAUCUCAGCAAAGGGCAGGCAGGAGGCUGGAGCGGCAGCGGAUGUGUCACGCAGCCCGGGGACAAGCGGACAGUCUGUUCCUGUGACCAUCUCACCUUCUUCACGCUCCUCCUGAACCCAGCUCUGGACGCGUCCACGGCACGAGCCUUGAUGGCUGUUGCCAUGGCUGGCUGUGCGGUAGCCGUGGCUUUCUCCAUCAUCACCAUCGCCUUCUGCAUCUUCUUAAGGUGCAGGUUCAGGUCCGAGGAGACCCUCCGCAUCAACCUGGGGCUGCACAUGAACCUUGUGGGCAGCCUGCUGCUCCUCAACCUGGCCUUCCUGCUCAACAGUGGGCUCCCCAGUGGGACCCAGCCCGGGACCUGCAAGGCCCUGGCAGGGCUCACCCACUACUGCCUGCUCUGCUGCUUCACCUGGAUGGCACUGGAGGGCUGUCACCUCUACCUCCUCUUUGUCAAGGUCCUCGGCACCUACAUCCAUCACUACCUGGCAAAGCUGUGCCUGGUCGGCUGGGGUUUCCCCGCUCUCGUGGUGGUGGUGGCAGGAGUCAUUGGCAGCUAUGGAGAAUACAGCAUCCAGACCACGGACCACCAGGUCAUAGCCCACCUGUGCUGGAUCACUUCCAAACAUCUCCUGGUCCACUAUAUCACCAACUGCGGCUACUUCGGCCUCAUCUUCCUCUUCAACAUGGCUGUCUUUGGGGUGGUGACCCAGAAGAGCUGCUGCCUGAAGGGCACGGGGGCGAUGCAGAGGGACCGCAAGGCCUGGAAGGUGGCCCUGGUGGCAGUGGGGCUCUUCUGCCUGCUGGGAGCCACCUGGGCCCUGGCGUUCCUCACCCAUGGCACCUCCUCGGCAUCCAUGCUCUACCUCUUCACCAUCCUCAACUCUCUUCAAGGAAUCUUCAUAUUCAUCUGGCUGGUCAUUCUCUACUACCCGAAGACGAAGGAGACCACUGGCUCCCUCUCCCACAUCAUCAGACACGACAAAACCACCACAGUCUCCCAGGACUAG
Messenger RNA from Tauraco erythrolophus (red-crested turaco), 1872 nucleotides. The record is from RefSeq and is a predicted model, not a curated record. NCBI's taxonomy places the organism in Eukaryota, Metazoa, Chordata, Aves, Musophagiformes, Musophagidae.